ACCCCCCCAAUUGUUAGCCAGAGUUAGAAUUUGUGUAGAGAUGGCUCGAGGAGUGGCGGUGAAGUCGAGUGCGAAGAAGAAGGGAGUGGCUUUCGUGAUUGACUGCUCCAAGCCAGUGGAUGACAAGAUCAUGGAGAUCGCCACCCUCGAGAAGUUUCUUCAGGAACGAAUCAAGGUCGGAGGCAAACCCGGAGCUCUCGGCGACGCCGUUUCCAUCACAACCUCCAAGGGAAAGAUCACCGUCACCGCCGAUUCCAACUUCUCCAAACGGUACUUGAAGUAUCUGACGAAGAAGUAUUUGAAGAAGUACAAUGUCCGUGAUUGGCUCCGCGUGAUUGCGUCGAACAAAGACAGAAACUUGUAUGAGCUAAGGUACUUCAACAUCGAAGACGAUGCAGCUGGUGAGGAGGAAGAUUAAGAUACACUCUCUUCAUUUUUUUUUUCAUACAUUUGUUAGAGAUUUUGUGGUGUUAUUUUGAAUUUAUGGGUGACUUAAGUUUCAUUUUACACCUCUGAUACAAAAGAACAUUUGAUAACCACUCGUUUGGAACCGGAUAUUUUUCUUAGCACGGGUUGGUCCGACGAAAGUUUUGAUUUGACAUCUCUAAAAUAUCCUGAAAUAUUAAUAAAUAAUUAUCUUAACAAACAUA
Messenger RNA from Raphanus sativus (radish), 650 nucleotides. Its product is annotated as 60S ribosomal protein L22-3-like. NCBI's taxonomy places the organism in Eukaryota, Viridiplantae, Streptophyta, Magnoliopsida, Brassicales, Brassicaceae. Gene Ontology annotation, biological process: cytoplasmic translation. Gene Ontology annotation, cellular component: ribosome. The transcript has 2 exons. Bases 41 to 418 code for a protein of 125 amino acids. Gene Ontology annotation, molecular function: structural constituent of ribosome; RNA binding. The record is from RefSeq and is a predicted model, not a curated record.